AGUCUCGCGUGAGGUGCAUGCCUAUCGAGAGGGGCUAGUGUGAGGGGAAAAGUGGUAAAUCGUACGAUUGAUGCACUUGUAAUAAUAGAGCAAAUUGGGUUUGGUUAGAUCACAGUUCGCCAAGUAUUUGUAAAAAGCCUACAUCGAUUGCAGGGCUUCGGGUUGCAGAUUGCAUUUUCUUUCGCUGCGUGACGCAUAAGACGGUCCAAGUGGGCAAGUGAUACGGUUAAAUCUUCGAUGGCUAUGCUAUUGCUAGCCCCUUAGCUUUGUUUACAUCUAAUGCGCGCCUGCUGGAUAAUUUCCGACCGCAAAAAUUGGGAAUUUUAACUUUAGUUCUUCAAUUUAUCUGACAGUCCAUGCGAAAGAAAAUGCGUCGGAUAGUAUGUAGACUCUAUGGCUGCUAGAGCUGGGUGGUGCACCGCUAUGAAUCCCGUGGAUGCAACCGCUCUGUAUGUGUCUGCCACCCGGGCAGUGCUGCGGUGCGACCCGCUGCAGCCUCAGACCUUCGCAGAGAUGUACAAGCAGCUACCCUUCUUCCGACAGUCCCUCGCGUGUCUCGUCUGUGGCAAACUCCUGGAGGACCCCAUUUCCCCAACACACCCAGAGUGUCAGCAUUACGUCUGCUUGGGCUGCAAAGGCCAGAAGAUGCAGAUCAGGUCGUCGUGCAACCGCUGCAAGGACUACUCCUGCUUCCAGGAGAACAAGCAGCUCUCUUUACUGGUGCAGUGCUACCGACGGCUCUGCCUCUACAUAACUCAUUCGCCGCUGCUCAAGUCGAUCAGCAGCCACGUGGGAGGCUCUCCGGAGGUCAUGACCUUGUUGGAGGAGGUGCUCGUGUCGCACAAAGAGGACACCGAGCAUCCGGGGUUAGCCGAAGAGGAUGUGAAUCUAUCUGCUCCAGAGUCCCUCACGCCCACGGAGGCGCCGCCCGCUCCAGCGGAACUCUCCGCCGUCCCUCAGAGCUCCUCCUCGGAGCCUCCGUGUUUCAACGGACCGGCGGAUUGCAACGGACAAGCGCUGGAGGACCCGUCUUCCCCCGAGCUGGAAGUGUGUGAGGUGGUAGAGGAGCAGCAGCAGCAUCAUCAUCUAGGUCUGUCUGUGUCUGAAACCGCCUGCAGCGGUCUAGAACUGGGUCUGAGCACUGGACCUUUAACCCCAACGAUAGGCACUGUGUGCUCACUCAGGGAGGGGGAAUCAAGUACCAGGGAGCUGGAGGAGGGGGAGGUGUUGCUGCUCAGCGUAGAGGAGGUGCUACAAACGCUGGAUCCCCUGCAGCCCGACCGGGACGCUCUUCACACACACCCGGAAAGGACACACAUCGCCACGGACAAAACGCACACUCACAUGUACAUACAGCUGGACGCAGCCCACAACUACACCCAGAUCCACACGGGCAGGACUCACCCGGUGGCGCACCACGGCACUCACACGCACCCUUCUUCCUUCGACCCGUCUCCCGCCUCCAAACCCCAGCAGGCCCGGCCCAACCGGAAGCGCUCGCGCUCCGAGAGCGACAGGGAAAAGGUGAACCCCGUCCCCAUCACCUCCAUCCUCCACGACUCGUCGCCCCAGUCGCACACUCCGACCCCCGCUCACACUCAGCACACGAAGCUGCCCAUGCCUCCCCUCGCAGUUCCGGCGCACACGUACUCGUCAUUUCCCAACGGCGCGUUCCCCAAGCACAGCCGCCCCGCACAGAACCACACCAAAGGCGCCAGGAAACACGUGGACCAGAGCUCCAAGAAGCCCCACGCCAAGGCCCGCAGCGGCGGAGGCUCCAAGACGAAAGACCGGAGCAAAGACCAGCGGCCGAUGUCGGGCUGCGUCCUGCCAACGCCGCCCGUCAGGCCUCCGUACAAGAAGCCGGUGGAGAAGAAGGGCUGCAAGUGUGGCAGGGCCACUCAGAACCCAUCUGUUUUAACCUGCAGGGGGCAGCGAUGUCCCUGUUACUCAAACCGCAAGGCGUGCUUGGACUGUAUCUGCCGGGGCUGCCAGAACUCCUAUAUGGCCAACGGCGAGAAGAAACUGGAGGCCUUCGCCGUGCCCGAGAAGGCCCUGGAGCAGACGCGGCUCACCCUCGGCAUCAACCUGACCAGCAUCACGGCGGCCGCGGCUCUCCGCAACCCGGCGACCACCAGCAUCCGCGCCAACACCCUCCUCAACGUCGCCACGGCGACGGGGACUCCCGUGACCACGGCCUUUCUGUCCGCCAGCCCGCCGCAGGAUGCUAACUUUGACGACAGCUUGGAGCUGCUGAUUGGCUGAUGGGCAGAAAAUCUGAAAAGCAAAACAAACACAAAACAAACGACAACACAGCGCGGUGCUGAUUGAAUGUGACGGCUGAUUAUCCACCCGUUUCCGCCGGCUCCCUCUUAGGGAGGACUCGACUCAUGGCAGCUAUGUGUCUGUCCUGUUCUGUAACCUGCUGGUUUUCUGUUCUGGAAAACGCUGACUAGUGAGAUUAGCAUGGGUGUGCCAAAGCCUCCUGUAUCGUGCCUGUGCACUGGUGUGUAUUGUUGCCAGUCUGUAGGUAUAUACUCUAUUCCAAGGAUGUUCUGUUCUUCACAGGUGCUUUUUUUUCCAGCUUAUAGACCACAGAUUUACUGUAAGAGGCAAUAGAAACCCAUUCCAAGUUUUGUUCAUUUGCACACAAACAUGUGCAGAUUUUUACUCUUUUUAAAAUAAAAUAAAAAAAGUGUCGAUAAUAGCGUCAUUUUUAUUAAGAUUUCAUCUUCACCUUUCUGAGUGUUAUUCCUAAAAAUAUGAAAUGUGUCGUGUUAUCAGGACCCCUUCCUAAUCCCUAACCCCGUACACGAGCAAACUUUAAUUUUGAAAUCAGACUAAGCGUUACACAAGGCACCCUGUCUAAAAGCUCUCAGCUGUUUGGGAGUUUGAUUUAAACAGCAUGCUUUUUUUUAACUUUUAAUGAGAUCAUCCUGAGGCACUUGGAGGCGAACAGUGGGUUUUCAUCGUCAUAGCAAUAGGAAUACCCAAUGAGGAGGCUCGCUGCUCCUGUCCGGUUACAGUUUUGUGACUGCAAUCGCCAGUCCUCAAAAAACUAACACACUUGUACAUGACUGUAUGUGUAUAGAGGUAAACUGAAGCCAUAGUUCUAUCAGAAAGUUUCCUUUAAACUCCCCAACACACUCACACGCGUAGAGUCCUGAUUAAUCAGAGAUUAUACCAGAUUUAUUUUUGAUACUGUUGGAGGUUUGGUAUCCAAGUGUUUUGGUUAUAUCACAAAGAAACGUUUCACGAGGCUGUGUGUUGUCUGUGUUUGUGUUUACCUUCUCAUCUGUAACUGCAACAUGUGCGUCAGUCCAGUAUUGGUGACCAAAAGAAAAAGAAAACAAACAAAAAAAACUGAACAGAGAGAAAACACAACCUCUCUACUCGUGGACCAGGAAAGUAGCAGGUGGACUUUAAGUUUGAUCAGCAGACGUGUCCUAUCUUCCUUUGUGUGUGUGUGUGUGUGUGUGUGUGUGUGGGUUUCAAAGAUGUAUUUGUUUUGGGCAUUACUUGAACCCUUAAUUUUGUUUUUUCUAUGUCUUUUUUUUCCGUAAUGUAAGUCUUGUUUGGGGAGUGACAGUUAUUUGCUGAAACAUUCACUGCCAUAUUAUGGAGACAUGUAACAACAUGAAUUAAAAGAUAGUUUUUUACUUUUUCA
Molecule: messenger RNA, 3667 nt
Organism: Gambusia affinis (western mosquitofish)
Lineage: Eukaryota; Metazoa; Chordata; Actinopteri; Cyprinodontiformes; Poeciliidae
Gene: msl2a
Product: MSL complex subunit 2a
Exons: 4
Coding region: 394-2265 (623 amino acids)
Cellular component (GO): MSL complex
Molecular function (GO): ubiquitin protein ligase activity
Source: RefSeq, a predicted model, not a curated record